Molecule: messenger RNA, 1027 nt
Organism: Coccinella septempunctata (seven-spotted ladybird)
Lineage: Eukaryota; Metazoa; Arthropoda; Insecta; Coleoptera; Coccinellidae
Exons: 2
Coding region: 152-880 (242 amino acids)
Source: RefSeq, a predicted model, not a curated record
AACCGUCACAAUUUGAAAUGACUGCGCUGUGUAGUUUGAAAGAAACUACGUUUGCGUCGAAUUUUACUUCACAAUUCAAUUUUUCUUGAAAAAUCAAACGUUUAUUUUGUGAGAUUAUGAAACAAUUCUUUACUAAAUGUGACGGAAGAAAAUGCCAAGAAUUUCCAAGAAACGCUUGAAUGAAAGUGCUACCUCAACUUAUGCGCCAGUAAAGGCUUCAAAUCUAAAAGCACCCUCUACAAAUCGGAGCAAAAAAUUGAAAACAAUAUUCAACAGACUCAAUGGUAUGGACAAAAAUCUAAUUUCACGCGAUGAAAUGAGCAGAAAGUUAUCGACUUCCUCAUCAACAGAUUCAGUCAUUUACGUUGGAAGUUAUAAGUUGAAUGACAAUUAUUCAUUGAUUGACCUGACAAAAAGUAUGGGUAGUAUCAGGAGUGCAGAAUCCUUUACAUCAUCAAGAUACACACAUGUCCCAAACUGCCAUAUGUUCUACACGAAUCUUGUUCAGCAAUGCAACUUGCCUUGUACAGCUUCCACUUCCCACUUAUUAGAUCCUAUUGAGGGCUCAAAACAUUCAUUACGAAAAAAUACCAAAUCUGCUAGUUGUUUGAUUGUAGUGAACGACAAAAAAAACAAUGUAUUCAGAAAUUCUGAUUUUUCCAAAGAAAUGUAUUCCCUCAACAAAAAAGAGAAGCUUUAUAUAGAUAAAAUUACGAAACUGGGGGAGGAAGAUCAAAAUAUUAUCAGGCACUCGUUAGAAAUUGAAGAGGAUAUAAAUAUAUUAGAGCUUUGCUCUCCACAACCUCUGCUGACCGAUGAUGUACCUAUUGAAACUCUGAUACAGACAUACCAUGUUGAUAUGACUGGUCAAUUCUCAUAAUAAUGUCACUUUUGGUGUUUGUUUAAAAAUUACAAGUGUUGUUUUAAUUGCUGAUCAGAGAAUUUAUUGUUGUGGUACAACGUAAAAUGUUAUAUCAAAUCUUUGUUAUGAAAUUUCAACGGAAAAUAAAAUUCACUCAGAAAUGUA